Messenger RNA from Rotaria sp. Silwood2, 2097 nucleotides. The record is from the annotation of a GenBank genome assembly. Lineage: Eukaryota; Metazoa; Rotifera; Eurotatoria; Philodinida; Philodinidae.
AUGGACUGUUUUUUAACAUACAAUCUUUCGUGUGUCAAUGGUACUUUUGCUCAGUUCAAUUCGUCAUCAAUUAUAUUCGGAGACGUAAUCGAUCCAAAUGUUAUAACAGGUGGCGACAGUUCAAACAACGAUUUAACAGCAUCAACAGAUCAUCCAAUAUCAUCAUCAAUACUUGUGUCUGUACAACAUUGUAUAUUAACAGCAAUUAUUCUUGGUACAAUUAUAUUAGCGACAAUUACUGGAAAUAUACUAGUUAUAGCUGCUGUUAAAAUCGAAAAGAGUCUUCAUUCAGUUGCCUAUUAUCUUUUUGUAUCAUUAGCCGUGGCCGAUUUAAUGGUAGCUUCUAUGGUUAUGCCCAUAGCUGUCCUAAAAGAAGUGACACGUUCAUGGGUACUUGGAUCAUAUGUUUGCGAUGCUUGGGUUAUGAUUGAUUUACUUUGUUGUACGGCUUCUAUAUUGCAUCUUGUUGCCAUUGCACUCGAUCGUUAUUGGGCUAUUACUAAUUAUAAUACAAAUGAUGAAAAACAAUUUGAAAAACAUUUUAAACUAAUUUUAGAAGAAAUUAAAAAUUCAGAUGAUCUUAUUUUAUUUAUUGAUAAUUUACAUUUGAUUUUUGAUAAUAAAAAAACAACAGCUGAAGCUAAACUUCAUUGUAUUGUUGCAAUAACUUUUGAUAAAUACGAAGAACAUAUAAAAAAGGAUCCAGUGUUUAAAAGUCAUUGUGAAGAAGUUUUUAUUGAAGAACCAUCAAUGACUGAUUGUAUUUCAAUUUUAUAUGGUCUUAUAAAUCGUUUUGAAUUAAAUUUUAAUGAUUCAUCCUUAUUUAUGGCUGCACAACUAUCUAAUCAUUAUAUAAGAAAUGGAUUUUUGCCGGCUAAAGCAAUUCAUUUAAUUAAUGAAGCAUGUCAAAAUGUACGAGAUAAUGAACUUCAUGCAAUUAAUCAAUUAGAACGUCAAAUGUUAUUAGAAUUAGACGUUACACCAACAGCAUUAUCACAAGAAAUAGAUGAAACAUCAAAACAAGUUAAUGAACCCAUAAAAUUAAGAAAUAAAACUGAAAAAGAAUAUUUUUAUGAACUUGAAUUAAAUAAAUUAAGAUCUCAAUUAGAAAAACAUCAAUUUGAAAUAACACAAGCUGCACAAGGAACAAAUUUCGGUUUACUUGUUGAAGAAAAUGAAGAACGAAAAGAACGAUUAUUAUUAAUUGGAGUUCUUCGACCAAAUUCUAUUAUGGAAAUAGUUAGUCGAUUAACUGAGAUUUCAAUAUCAAAUUUAAUUACAAUAGAAAAAGAUUGUGUAUUGAAAUUAAAUGAAUAUUUGCAUACAAAAAUUGUUGGACAAGAUGAUGCUAUUGAGAAUGUUGUUAAUGUUUUAAAAAAUCGAACUGAACUUUUAAGACAAAAUCAAUUAAUUGGAUACUUUUUAUUUUUAGGUCCAAUCGGUGUUGGGAAAAGUGAAUUAACAAAAGCAUUAACAUUAUAUUUAUUUCACUCAAUAAAAUCAAUGAUUUAUUUAGAUAUGAGUGACUAUACUGAAUCUAAUACAAUCGAUCAAUUUAUUUGUACAUUAUCGGAUAAAAUGGUUGAUAAAUUAGAAAUCUUACCGAAUGAAAUUCUAAUUUCUAUAUUAUCUUAUUUCUCAUGGGAUGAACUGUUGACAUAUUUUUGGUCGUUAAAUAAACGAUUUAAUUUUCUAAUAUGUUCAAUAAUUUCACUAAACGAAAAUGGUAUCAUUAUUUCUAAACCAGGUUUAUCUUAUAGAAAAGUUUUAUCAAAAUUAUUUCCAUUAAUAUACAAGUCAUCAUCUCUAAGGUCAUCUGUUCGACAUAUUCAUUUGGAUGGAACAAAUUCAAAUUGUUAUAGUCUUAUUUAUCAAUGUUCUUAUAAAAAUCGAAAUAUAAUUCAUUAUCCUAAUCUUAAAUCACUUAUUCUUAAUAGAUUUUGUUUGUCAAAAUUAUUAAUUGAAUACUUAUCUUUACUCAUUCAAUAUCAGUUGGAGAAACUAGUAUUAACUGUAGAUGAAGAUGCCCUUCAAUCAUUAAGAUAUGAACCAAUGCCUUUCAAUGCUCCUAGUAAAGGUAAUUUCUUACUCUUCUAA